GCCCCUGCUCUUGGCGGUGCCCUCGGUGCCCCCCUCCCCCCCAGUGCUCUCCCCGCAGUGCUCCCGCGGGGGGCAUCGAGCUGCCAGUCCCGGCUGGUCCCUCCGGCCGCCAUGGGGAAGGGUCUGCCCAGGACGGCUGCCCGCUGCGGGCUGGGACUGGGAUACGUUCUGCAGAUGGCCGUGCUACCUGCCCUCGCCCUGCUCGGGGUGGGCAGCCCCGGUUCCGCCGCUCCAGAUGAUGACUUUUUCCACGAGCUGCCGGAGACCUUCCCUUCUGACCCGCCGGAGCCUCUGCCUCAUUUCCUCAUUGAGCCGGAGGAGGCUUAUAUCGUGAAGAACAAGCCAGUGAACCUCUACUGCAAGGCCAGCCCUGCCACACAGAUCUACUUCAAGUGCAACAGCGAGUGGGUUCAUCAGAAGGACCACGUAGUGGACGAGAGAGUCGAUGAAAAUUCUGGUCUCAUCGUCCGGGAGGUGAGCAUUGAGAUUUCCCGCCAGCAGGUGGAGGAACUGUUCGGACCCGAAGACUACUGGUGCCAGUGUGUGGCCUGGAGCUCUGCGGGGACCACCAAGAGCCGCAAAGCAUACGUCCGCAUCGCCUACCUCCGGAAGACGUUUGAGCAGGAGCCCCUGGGAAAGGAAGUGUCCUUGGAACAGGAAGUCCUGCUUCAGUGCCGCCCGCCUGAGGGUAUCCCAGGAGCGGAGGUGGAGUGGCUGAAAAACGAAGAGAUCAUCGAUCCCGUCGAAGACCGGAAUUUUUAUAUCACCAUCGAUCACAACCUGAUCAUCAAGCAGGCUCGCCUCUCAGACACAGCAAACUACACGUGUGUGGCCAAAAACAUUGUAGCGAAGCGGAAAAGCACGACUGCUACUGUUAUCGUCUAUGUGAACGGCGGCUGGUCCACCUGGACGGAAUGGUCUGUGUGCACAAGUCGCUGCGGGAGGGGCUAUCAGAAGCGGACCAGGACCUGCACCAACCCGGCGCCCCUCAACGGAGGCUCCUUCUGCGAGGGCCAGAGUGUCCAGAAGAUCGCCUGCACCACCCUGUGUCCAGUGGAUGGCCGGUGGACAGCGUGGAGCAAGUGGUCAGCCUGCGGAACCGAGUGCACGCACUGGCGCAGGAGGGAGUGCACCGCCCCCGCCCCCAAGAACGGCGGCAAGGACUGCGACGGCAUCAUCCUGCAAUCCAAGAACUGUACCGACGGGCUGUGCAUGCAGGGUUUAAAUUAUCCCAUUUCAACCGAACAGCGAACCCAGAAUGAAUAUGGAUUCUCUUCGGCUCCCGAUUCAGACGAUGUGGCCCUCUACGUGGGGAUAGUCAUAGCGGUGAUUGUGUGCCUGGCCAUCUCAGCCGUUGUGGCCCUCUUUGUGUACCGGAAGAACCACCGGGACUUCGAGUCUGACAUCAUCGACUCAUCGGCUCUCAACGGGGGAUUCCAGCCAGUCAAUAUCAAGGCCGCACGGCAAGAUCUCCUGGCUGUGCCUCCCGAUCUCACCUCCGCAGCCGCCCUGUAUCGCGGCCCCGUCUACGCCCUGCACGACGUCUCUGACAAAAUCCCGAUGACCAACUCGCCCAUCCUGGACCCCCUGCCCAACCUGAAAAUCAAAGUCUUUAACACCUCGGGCUCUGUCACCCCUCAGGAUGAGCUGGCCGACUUCACAGCCAAGCUGUCUCCUCAGAUGACCCAAUCUUUGCUGGACGAGACCCUCAACAUGAAGAACCAGAGCCUCGCCCGCCAGACGGACCCCUCCUGCACCGCCUUUGGCUCCUUUAACUCCCUCGGGGGCCAUCUUGUCAUCCCCAACUCAGGAGUGAGCUUGUUGAUCCCCGCUGGGGCGAUACCACAAGGAAGAGUCUACGAGAUGUACGUCACCGUCCACCGGAAGGAGAACAUGAGGCCUCCCGUGGAAGACAACCAAACACUUUUGACUCCGGUGGUGAGCUGCGGUCCUCCGGGUGCCCUGCUGACCCGGCCAGUCAUUCUGACUAUGCACCACUGUGCAGAGCCCAACCCCGAUGACUGGAAGAUCCAGCUCAAGAAGCAGACACCACAAGGGCCAUGGGAGGACGUGGUGGUGGUGGGCGAGGAAAACUUCACCACGCCGUGCUAUGUCCAGCUGGAUGCGGAGGGCUGCCACAUCCUCACCGAGACGCUGGGCACCUACGCUCUGCUGGGACAGGCCACCACCAAGGCGGCCGCCAAGAGGCUCACGCUGGCCCUCUUCGGGCCGCUCGUCUGUUCGGCCCUCGACUACAGCAUCCGCGUCUACUGCCUGGAUGACACUCGGGACGCCUUGAAGGAGGUUCUGCAGCUGGAGAGACAGACGGGGGGCCAACUGCUGGAAGACCCCAAGACCCUUCACUUCAAAGGCAGCCCCCACAACCUGCGCCUGUCUGUGCAUGACAUCACUCACUCCUUAUGGAAGAGCAAACUGCUGGCCAAAUUCCAGGAAAUCCCAUUUUACCACAUCUGGAGCGGCUGCCAGAGGAACCUGCACUGUACCUUCACCUUGGAGCGGUUCAGCCUGAGUACGGUGGAGCUGGUGUGCAAACUGUGUGUGCGGCAGGUCGAGGGGGAAGGGCAGAUCUUUCAGCUCAACUGCACCGUGUCAGAGGAACCCGUGGGCAUGGACUUCCCCCUUCUGGAUUCGGCGAGUACCGUGACGACCAUCACCGGGCCCAGCACUUUCAGCAUCCCCCUGCCCAUCCGGCAGAAACUGUGCAGCAGUCUGGAUGCCCCCCAGACCCGAGGCCACGACUGGAGGAUGCUGGCCCACAAGCUGAAACUGGAUAGGUACCUGAAUUAUUUUGCGACGAAACCGAGCCCUACCGGGGUGAUCCUAGAUCUGUGGGAAGCACAGAACUUCCCAGACGGGAACCUGAGCACGCUGGCGGCCGUGCUGGAGGAGAUGGGGCGGCCUGAGACCGUGGCGUCCUUGGCCGCGGAAGGGCAGUACUGAGGCCGCCCGGGAGGAGGGGACCCGGGGGUGUGGGAAGCGAGACCCUGCCUCCUCCCUGCCCCACCCUGUGGGAGAGAGCCAGACUACGAGCCAAUCGAGGAACUUCACAGAGCGCCGUUUCGACGAGAGAGACGGUCCUCGGAUCCCCGCGACCACAGGACUUCAGAGAAACCAUGCGAAAUUGAACCUCGAAUGGAAAAAUCAACCUACUUGCCUCUCAGCUGGGCUGUUCGCUGCUUGGUACAGGAUUUUACAGUUUCCUAGGAAACGCUUUUUAUUGCUAUCCAGCUCUAUGGAUGAACUUUCUUAACAAACCCAGUUUUUAUGAACGUUGUUUACAUCGAAUACUGGACGGGGGUGAGGAUGCGGUCUGGGCCUCCUUCUAUAUUAUUUUUUCAAGCAGCCCGGAACCAGCGUUUGUGGGGUGAGAGGGUGGUGGUUGGUGCUUCUAUCUCCAACCCUUCUGCUGCGAAUCCUGCCCGGUGAGCUGCUCGGAUCGUCGACCUCCACCAUUCGAUGUUGGCGACCUUGGUGCGCAGGGCUGGAAUGGAUAUGUAUGGUGAGUGGAGCGGCCGAAAGCAAGCAGGAAGGCUGUCCGCCCCGCAACCCCCUCCCACCAGCUGCAGCCCAUGCUGGUCUCUCCGGGGAACCAUGAUUCCAGGGGUGGAGGGGAGUAGUUGGUUUUCAACCAAAAGUCACUCUGUGCCCCAUAUAUGCACACCUGAGAGGUGGAAGGGAGUUGGGAAGAUAUGUCCUGAUUAUAAUUACAGUUAGUAAUGAUUAGAAUUUGCCAGCAUUUGGGUGUGUUUUAGCGAGGUCGGCCAUGAUGCUUGAUAGUUGGGUGCUUACUGGAACCCAGCCUCACACUUCUCAGGAGGCCGAGGGAGGAGACAGAUGGGCCCUUUAACAAAUUUGCAUUCUCUUCAGCUAUUCUCCCCCACUGGGGGGGCAGGGCCUCUGUUGCCUUUCCUCACAUACCCCAUUCCCUGGCAAUCUGGCCAAGAAAAGGCUUUUGUCUUUGAGAAGAGACCUCCAACCUCCAUCUCUCUCCUGCCACGGCGAGAUAGCUAUUUUGAAAGCCACCAAUACCAGACAAAGGUAUUUAUUGAGCACGCACUCUGCUCAAUAAAACACUUGCGAGAGGACAGUAAAAUUCCUGCUGCCAAGGGGCUUCCAGCCUAGCAGGGGUGAUUGUAAAGGUUCUCCCCUUUUGGACCAGCAAUUACCCGAAUGUGGACCACUAACACAGACUUUGCUGCAUCAACCAAUAGGCUCCCGGCCCACCCAUGGCAAUGGUACCAGGAAGCAUGGAGGGGCUGUGGGAGGAUCCAUCCUCUUGGCCCCCUCUCAUGGAUAGGGAUGAACCGUCCACCCUCUCUAACUUCCCCUCUAGUCCACCCACCUCUAACCUCUUUUCCAUGAAUUUAUCCAAAUCCUCUUGAACCUUCUGCUGUUUUCAGCCUGUACAUCUUUCUGGGGUGAUGAGAUUCUCUGUGAGUCCCAUUAGCUAGGUGGAGUGUGGUGUACUUUCCUCCUUCGACUCGUGCCCCUUUGAUGGUGAGGGAGUUGGUGAGCCGCCUUUCAGUGUUUGCCUGUCAUGAUUCCGUCCACUUCAAUCACACCCCCUCUCAGCCCGUGUCAUUCCAGACAGAUGUCAUCUAGCAUCACUGCUUCAUCUCUCUGACCAGUCUAGUCUCUCUUCUGUACUUUUUCCAACUCAAUUAUGUCUUCCCUAAGAGGUGGUGAUCAGAACUCCUUUGUAGGGGUUCUAAAGAGUGACAGAAUGGCUGGUCCUUUUUGUUUGUUUUCCUAGGCCCUCCCUCCUGAGAGCAGGGAUUUGGUUAGCUAAGCCCAGCAUCUGGCUGAGAUGCAGCCCAAAUCCUUCUCUGCUCCCAGUCCUAUACCAGACAACGCUGUCAGCCUGGGUCCGAGACAUGGUCGGUGACUGAAGGAAAUGUGAUGAACAUGGUGAAGUUUCUCCAUUCCCUUGUUCUGAUAUCAUGCUACAUGUAGAACUGAGCACCCAAAUCAGCAUUGUUUUUAUAGUAACCUUUAACCUUGUUUUGAGGGGGACACCAGUCUUUUCAGACUGAUUGUGUGCGUGUGUCUGGCAGGACAGUCUAUCUUUGCUAAAGAUCCCUGCGUUUGGGGCCUGAAAAAAAAAUCAGCGCGAAUGGCAAUCUGUUCCAUACUGAGUGCAUGUAAAGAUCGCCCUCGGCUGUGCUGAUGCAGUCAGUCAUCUGCCUCGUGAGCCUCCUGAAUCCACGGCUCAAGCCUCCCAAGUCUUGUCUGCUGUCGCGCCAUCCAUCUUGUCAGCUGAGGCUAUGGAGGUCUCUCUCCUUGAAACACUUUUCCUGCCCUGCAUGCUUCUCUGCACCCCAAACAGUUUAGACAGUAGCGGCUCGGGUCUCUUGCUGACCUCUCUUCCUCUCCGCGUCCAUCCCAGCCAAGCUUUGUUGGGAUGGACAUUGCCUUGAUGCUGGUGAGCUGACUGCUGUUAGAGCAUCUUGUUUGGUCACCAGACACUGAGUAGGGUUCCCAGGUGAUUCUUGGGAUACUCGGUGAAGUAUCCAGAUGGGGCAGGUCAGAAUUCAACAGCCUCUCAGAUAGGUUCUAAAAUGAAUGAAUAACUUCAUAGGCCUUUAAGUUUGGUAUGAUACUUCAGAACUCAUUGGUGCCAUUCUACUAGUUUCCCCAAGGUGAUUUCUUGGUUCGGUUUCCACUUCUUUGUUUGUGCUUCAAUGUAUGGUGUGCUGCCUGGGAAGGAGAAUUCAGAUGACAAAGUUAGCUCUGUUUCGGUUACCACAUAACUGUGGAUCUUCUUAGCUUGUAGUCCAUAUAGAGCACUUUGCUAGCCCUUCAAGGUCGUCUGUCCCCUUUCACUUCCUUGUGGUAUGUGCCUCCAGAACAGUCACUGGCAAAGUGAUUCCUGACAUUUGCAUGUUAUUGGCUUACAGUUCCUGAAUAUCCAUCUCAGGGACUUUGAAUGAUGAACUCAGAACCUAUCAAGUGGGAAGAGUUUCCAAGUGGAUGGGAAAUGGAUUCCGACUCCAGCUUCCCCGCAGGCUCAUCAAACAGGGAUGGCGGAUAAGAGCUUGAAUGAGGCCGGCCGUACCGCACUGUCCUACUUCGAUGUCGGAAAGAGGUCAGAGGCGGCAUCUCCGACUGCCACUUAAAGGCUGGAGUACUUGGAGAAAGUGGCAGAUUUGCUUAGCCGUUACCAGAGGCAGAUCUGCUAAUGCCUUGGGUGGGGGUUGGGGGGCUCUUGAUGGACUUGGUAGAGUUGAAUCUAGGAACUCUGUUUCGUUGUCCUCUCCCAAGUGCUUAGUACAGUGCUCUGCACAUAGUGGGCACCAUUGAUUGCUUUGGAAAGCCAACACAUGAAGAAGGGAGGUCUUUGCUAUUGCACCCCUCCAUUCUAUUCAUAUCAUUCAUGCUCUAGAAUUCACAUUGUGGCCUAAAUCCACGUUGUGAUUCUGGGAGGGUCUACAGGGCGCAGUGCGGCCUAGUGGAAAAAGUGAGGACCUUAGUUCUAAUCCCAGCCCCGCCGCUUGCAGUGUGCCCUUAGGCA
This is a messenger RNA of Ornithorhynchus anatinus (platypus), 6532 nucleotides long. It is a transcript of the gene UNC5C, whose product is annotated as unc-5 netrin receptor C. Gene Ontology annotation, cellular component: membrane. NCBI's taxonomy places the organism in Eukaryota, Metazoa, Chordata, Mammalia, Monotremata, Ornithorhynchidae. The record is from RefSeq and is a predicted model, not a curated record. Gene Ontology annotation, molecular function: protein binding; netrin receptor activity. Gene Ontology annotation, biological process: netrin-activated signaling pathway. The transcript is spliced from 17 exons. The coding region runs from base 112 to 2961 and encodes 949 amino acids.